Messenger RNA from Rhizophagus irregularis DAOM 181602=DAOM 197198, 1520 nucleotides. The record is from RefSeq and is a predicted model, not a curated record. NCBI's taxonomy places the organism in Eukaryota, Fungi, Glomeromycota, Glomeromycetes, Glomerales, Glomeraceae.
AUUUUUUAACGACAAAAAAAAAAGCAAAAGUCCAUAAUUUGAGUUUGAAACGAAUUGACAUUUUAAAAUUAUCAAAAUGAUUAAAUUAUUUGAUAAACCUUCUAAAGAACUUUCUGUUAAUCCUGAUGACCAAAAGGCAACUGAGAUUAAUCUCAUUCAAGGGAAACGUCCUUAUAUGAGAGCAUUUCAUUUUUCAUGGCUUUCCUUUAAUAUAGCUUUUACGGGCUGGUUUGCAAUUGCUCCUCUUUUACCUUAUAUUAAGGAAGAUCUAAAAUUAACCCCUGAACAAGCCGAAGAUGGAAACAUUGUAAAUGUGGCCUCCGCUGUAUUUUUCCGUUUUCUUGUUGGCCCUUUAUGUGACCGUUUUGGCCCAAAACGUGUUAUGGCUCUAUUGCUUAUAUUAGGUUCUAUACCUGUAGGACUUAGUGCUUUAGUACGUACCCCUGUUGGUUUAAUUGUUGUACGUUUCUUUAUUGGUAUUCUCGGUGCUACUUUUGUUCCUUUAGGAGGUUGGGGAAACAUGGGUGCUGGUAUUACUACUAUAUUUCUGGCUUUGAUCGCCGCUGGUUUUCAUUCUGCUGGUUUAAGUUCUAGCUUAUCAUGGCGCGUUUCUUUAGUUAUUCCUGCUGUUCUUUGCUUCACUGUUGGUUUAUGUGAUUAUUUCUUCACUGAUGAUUGUCCUCAAGGUGAUUGGUUUAAACGUGACCUUUCCCCUAAACAAACUGCAGAAAUUCAUAUAGCUAAUAAUGAAAAGAAGCCCAAUACAGAUGAUGCAAAUAAAGUUGUAACUGACACAGAUUCUGAAAAGAAUGUUCCGGCUCCUACUGUACCAAAACGUGAUCUUAAAACUUUCUUAUUAGCACUUAAAGAUCCAAAUGUUAUACUUUUAAUGAUUAUGUAUUCUUGUUGUUUUGGUGUUGAACUUGCUGUAGAUGGUGCUUUGACUUUGUUUUUUUAUGAACAAAAAAAAUUUAACCUUUCCAAAAAGGAUGCUGGUUUGAUCGCUUCACUUUUUGGUUUGAUGAAUUUAUUUUCACGUGCCACUGGAGGUUUCCUUUCGGAUUUUGCUAAUGAAAAAAUGGGAAUUCGUGGUAGACUUCUUGUUCAAUUUAUAAUCUUCUUUUUGGAAGGUUUAUUCCUAUUUAUAUUCCCAUAUACUUUAAAUAGUUUAGCUGAAGCUAUUGUUAUCUUAAUUUUAUUCAGUUAUUUCACUCAAGCCGGUUGUGGGACUUCUUUUGGUAUUGUACCUUUUGUAAAUCCAGAACUUAUGGGUGUUAUUUCAGGUCUAGUUGGUGGUGGUGGAAGUAUUGGUGGUGCUGUAUUCGCCGCAGUAUUCAAAAAAUUUCCUGCAAGUUCAACGCCAUUUACGAUACUUGGAAUUGUGGUAAUGGUAGUAUCAUUUACAUCAUUUUUAUUAAAGAUUGAAGGAAGAAGAUUACUUGAAUUUAGAAAAAAAUAAAAGAAAAAAGUAAAAUUUAAUACAGUAUAUGCAAUACUGUUAUAUAAACUAGUAUUAUAUU